Molecule: messenger RNA, 471 nt
Organism: Umbelopsis ramanniana AG
Lineage: Eukaryota; Fungi; Mucoromycota; Umbelopsidomycetes; Umbelopsidales; Umbelopsidaceae
Exons: 1
Coding region: 1-471 (156 amino acids)
Source: RefSeq, a predicted model, not a curated record
AUGACUAUUACCACCUCUCCAGGAUGCAGCUGGGGUCCUUCUAUUCAAUCUCAAAAUGCCUCAUUCAACUGCAUCGUAUCAGGAACCAUGACCUCUGCCGGAUGCACUGCUACUCUGACCAACGAAAGCUUCCAAGCAGACUGCGAUGAAUACAAUCAAUGUCCUUUCACGGAAAUCAACAAUAUUAAGCAGACUUUAACUUGUGAUGGCUCAACGUGGAAUAUCACCACUGCAGUUGGCAGUCAGAAGGUGACAGGGACUGGAACAUGCACUUGCCAGGCAGUUGAUGCGACAUCCAACUCUUCAACCUCAGCAACAGGAUCUAGUACCCAGGCAACUGUGAGUGCCGGAUCUUCAACCCCAAGUUCUGGAUCUUCAACCCCAAGCUCUGGAUCUUCUACUUUGGUGCGCACCUCCACGGCAUUGCUUAUGCUUUACGUAGUUGCUUUCAGCAUCGUAGGAAACAUGUGA